GACCAUAAGCAACUUCACCCUUAAACCACAAACAGCACACCACUUUGUCACCGGUGCUUUGGGUUUAAGUGGCUCUACAACUAUUCGACCAACCCAAAAAUAACAUUAAAACCAGGACAACAAGAUUAUAAAACGACCCAACUCGGUAUAAAGAUGGGAAAAGAAACGAUUUGCUUUUUAACCAUUUGGAUAACUUUGGGAAACAUCCUUGCAACUUUUUCUUCAGAUCUUGAAACCACCAGCAACUCAACUGUCUUUGCAGGAAACAUCACAGCCACCGAUGCGCCUGUGCCAACCACCACUGAAUGGAUGAUGGAUUACACUGACAUCUUGUCCAAGUUUUCCCUGCGCACCGCCGAGCUCCCAGAUGAUGAUAUGUGCUACAUGGUGGCCGGCAGACCAGAAACAAUCACUGAGUGUGAAUUCAAUGCAGAAAGCCAGACCUUCAUUGUGAUACACGGCUGGACGGUAACAGGAAUGUUUGAGAGCUGGGUGCCCAAGCUGGUGUCUGCCUUGUAUGACCGUGUGCCAACUGCCAAUGUAAUUGUGGUGGACUGGCUGACACGUGCCAGCCAGCACUACCCAACCUCUGCAGCCUCCACCAAGCUGGUUGGCCGUGAUGUGGCCAAAUUCGUCACAUGGCUUCAGAAAGAGCUGCAGCUGCCCUGGGAGAGGAUUCAUCUGCUGGGAUACAGCCUGGGAGCGCAUGUAGCUGGCAUUGCUGGAGACCUCACUGACCACAAGAUCAGCAGGAUCACAGGUCUGGAUCCCGCUGGUCCAACCUUCGAGAAUGCAGAUGAACAGAGCACUUUGUCCCGAGGUGAUGCCCAGUUUGUGGACGUCCUGCACACCAAUACAAGGGGCUCUCCAGACCGCAGUAUUGGCAUCCAGAGACCUGUGGGUCAUAUUGACAUCUACCCUAAUGGAGGAACCUUCCAGCCGGGUUGCGACAUCCAGAACACCUUACUGGGGAUUGCAUCAGAAGGAAUCAAGGGUCUCCAAAAUAUGGAUCAGCUUGUCAAAUGCUCCCAUGAGCGCUCCAUCCACUUGUUCAUUGACUCGCUGCUGAACACUCAGCAGCAGAGCAUGGCCUACCGCUGCAACUCCAAGGACACCUUUAACAAGGGGAUGUGCCUCAGCUGCAGAAAGAACCGCUGCAAUAAGCUUGGCUACAACAUCAACAAGGUUCGCACAGCCCGCAGUGCCACCAUGUACCUCAAAACCCGUGAUAUGAUGCCUUACAAAGUUUUCCAUUACCAAGUAAAGGCGCACCUCUUCAGCAAAGACAAACAGAGCUUCACUGAGCAGCCAAUGAAGAUUUCACUGUAUGGAACCCACGGAGAGAAGGAGGACAUCCCUAUUGUCCUCCCCACCCUGGAUGGUAACACCACCUUGUCCUUCCUGAUAACCACCGACGUGGACAUUGGUGACCUGAUGAUUGUCAAGAUCCGAUGGGAGAAGGAUGCAUUCUUCAGCUGGUCUGACUUUUGGGGCAGCAGCAAGUUUCACCUCCGAAAGCUCCGCAUCAAGUGUGGGGAGACUCAGUCCAAGGUUAUCUUCAAUGCGAAGGAAGGAGAGUUUGCUUACCUCGUCAGGGGAGGGGAAAAUGCAGUCUUUGUCAAGUCGAAAGAAGACAAUCUGAGCCGUAAAGAAAGAAGGAUGCACAGACUCAAGACACAGGGUAGUCUGUUCAACCAGAACGAAGCUUGAAGAAACUUUAUGAAUUUACCCACCAGGUGAAUUGAAUCAUCCAUCUCUAGUUGCGUAGCCAAAGAUGGACAGCACACAGAAACACUGGGGAAUCCUUUGCAGAAACCUGGACGCUUAAUGAAUGCUCCUUUCUUCCUAUUUCCCCCCUCCUGAGCUUCCAAUGAAACCAACCCAACCUCAUUCACGGUUUAUGUAAUCAGUGUUCUCCUGACUUCCUGGGUCUCUUUUCAAGUUCUGCAGCUGCAAAUAUGUUACUGGCUUCCUUUAUGAUGAUUGAAAUUUCUUUGAACAACUCUCCACUUUACGUAGCUUUGGCUGAAUUGUAAUCAUUGUUUAUGCUCAUGUAUUCUGUAUGUACUGCUUUAACGACUGUGUUGUAUUUCAGAACCCUGAAAUGAUAUGUUUCCUUUGCCUAUGUGAACUUGGAUUAUUGAUAACAUGUAAAUGAUUCAUAGUGAUAGGCAUGAUCAUGGCACAUUUCUGUGUUUGCUUUAGUUUAAUCAAUAGUUUUGUGCCCAGUUUGUGUUUUUUUAACCACUAUAUACCAACAAACGACAGGGACCAAAGAAACAUUUGCUAUCUACUGAAGUCAAUCACAUCAUUCCUUGUAAAUACUGUAAUCAGCAUCAGCAAUCCUUCGUUUUUUAACAUGAGCCACCUGUUCACACCUAAUCUCUUGAAGUCUUGUUUUUCUUAGAUUGAUCUCAAGAUUGGUCAGACUGCUCUCCAUUAGGGAUUUGCAUUCUUUAAAUCUGGUAUUUUGCGAACCCCUCCAGAUAUAUUGUUCCACCUCAUCCUGCUGACCAGAAAUUGAUCUUGAAAUAAAACACCAACCAAGCCUUUAAAA
Messenger RNA from Cyprinodon variegatus (sheepshead minnow), 2557 nucleotides. It is a transcript of the gene lpla, whose product is annotated as lipoprotein lipase-like. The transcript has 10 exons. The coding region runs from base 154 to 1710 and encodes 518 amino acids. Gene Ontology annotation, molecular function: lipoprotein lipase activity; apolipoprotein binding. The record is from RefSeq and is a predicted model, not a curated record. Lineage: Eukaryota; Metazoa; Chordata; Actinopteri; Cyprinodontiformes; Cyprinodontidae. Gene Ontology annotation, biological process: lipid metabolic process.